CGACAGUCCACCAAACAUCCAUUCACCAAGUCCUCCAUCUUCUACUCUUUCAAGCUUGGGGCGCGCGAUACCCGCUAUGGACAUUCAAUUCACAGCUAUGGACUCUGAGGAGGAAAGUUCCCUUCUCCCACAAGAACCAGAGCUUACUCAGAGCGAUCUAUGUGACGAGGCCGCUGUCCAGGAACUCUGGCAAGAAGUACGUGAGUUCAGCGAGUCCACCUACUACACCCACGCCGAAGCAGAGAUGGAGCUAGCGCCCUUUUCUUUCCUACCGUACACCCCCAUGCCACCAAGACCACUCACAUAUUACCUCCAAGCAAACAAUAUCGACGUGCACUUAUCUGCUCCUACGGCUGCAGAUGGACAUUUCAUCAAAACUUAUCCGCUACUGAAGCUCUCUCCUCCGACUACAAAGAUUGAUGUCCAUGAAGUAGAAGAAUUGCUGCACGAAGCAGAAAUGCUCCAUGCGGAUGGUGAUCAUGUCCACGACAUGAUCGAGAAACUCUUCUUUCCUUCCCUGCGAUUGAAAAAUCCCUACUACAGACUAUUCAAUGCAUCUCUCUCCGUUGGCGAGUUACGCUUUGAGAGCACCUCUGGCUAUGAGAGUACCGCUGGCUUUGAGAGUACCGCUAGCUUUGAGAGCACCUCUGGCUUUGAGAGCACCUCUGGCUUUGAGAACACCUCUGGCUUUGAGAGCACCUCUGGCUUUGAGAGUACCUCUGGUGUUGCGGCCACACAACUCAUAGCAGAAGUCCCACAACCAUCAAUCCUCCGGACUGCUAGGCCUGCAGUUCAGACGUCCCCCCGCUCUCACACAACCAAGACUUCUGGAUCAGGAGCUACUGGCCAAACUCUCUCGCGUGUCAUGGAGCACCCUAUGCCGCUCGAUCCAACCCCACUCAUCUCGAAUCAGGUCGAAACACAUGAUACAUUGCUCAACAGACUCCUCCCGCAUGGCACGUUCUGGCUUACGCAUUCGCACCCAACCACCGCCUCGGCGACAGGUAUCAUUCAACAGAGACUCAUGUUCCCCUAUUUAACCGUCUUGCAAAAGGGCAAUCAUGAGCCUACCCAAGAACUGACGGCACGGGCGGCUCUGAUUUCUUCUUGUGUUCUAUCUUCCCACGUCAAAGAACUCAAAUUGAUAGGCCGUGAUGAUGGGCACUGGAGCGAUCUACGUCAUUAUGCCAUUGUCGUGUACGGCAAUGGCGACUUCCUGGUCUUCGAGACUGUGCUAGCCCAUGAUACUGGCACUGGAUAUGUUAUGUCGAGGCUUGAUUUUGGGUCUGUGUCGACAGACUGUGAGCGCUUCGAGCUCUGGAUUGGCAGAAUCCAUGAAUGGGCUAUCAAGAUCUGGAAACCUAUGAUGAAGACUGCGUUCUCCCCCGAGUGUCUUGACUGUCACAGAUCCGGGGCCAAGGGUGAUCUGGAAGAUGAAGCGCAGCGUGUCCAGGAGGCAUGGGCAGGUGAGACCUUCAUCUGA
Cladophialophora immunda is the source of this 1483-nucleotide messenger RNA. RefSeq lists its product as uncharacterized. The record is from RefSeq and is a predicted model, not a curated record. Lineage: Eukaryota; Fungi; Ascomycota; Eurotiomycetes; Chaetothyriales; Herpotrichiellaceae. The transcript is spliced from 2 exons. Bases 77 to 1483 code for a protein of 468 amino acids.